Gryllus bimaculatus (two-spotted cricket) is the source of this 1647-nucleotide messenger RNA. Lineage: Eukaryota; Metazoa; Arthropoda; Insecta; Orthoptera; Gryllidae. The record is from the annotation of a GenBank genome assembly.
AUGUCGACGGACUUCAGCCAGCGGCGGCAGGCUCCCGCGCACAUGCGCGCGGUGGUGCCGCGCGACCUGCGCGUGCUGGCCGCGCUCGAGCAGAGCCUGGGCCUGCGCCUCGAGCACCGCAGCCUCACGCACGGCGGCUACGUCUUCUCCAACGGCGAGCUGCCCACCUGCCUCUCGGGAUUCAUCGACCUGCUCUUCAACUACGUUGACACCAUCGCCACCGCCACUCCCGACGCCGACGCUGAGUUGCUCGUGCCCAGAGCCCAAGUGCUGCCAGUGUGGUCCGUCCUUUUCCGAUGCUUCAGCACUGAACUAUGGUUGGCGAUUGCAGCUACCUACCUUACCACCGCGCUCGCCUGGUAUAUUUCAUCCCGUUCCUUCCGUAGCCUAACAGACAUGCUUGCUGUAUUUGUGGGAGCUGGGUGGAACGGCUUGCCCUUGGCUCGGGACUCCCUGCGGCGCCUCUUACUCAUUCCGGUGUUGCUGGGAGUGAGCGUGGUGGUCCUCAGCGCCCUGCAGGGUCGUUUGUUCAAGCUGAUGGCCAGCCCCCCCCGCGGGCUCGACCUGCAGACUCUGGAGGACGUGGCGGACCACAACCUGCCUCUGCUCACGCAAGGCCGCGUCCAACAGGACCUCAUGGAUAUGAAGACGGAGCUGUCGGCGCGCCUGCUGAAACUGCUGGUGGUGAACUCCGAUUACUACCCGGAGCACCUGCUGAUGGCGAUCGCUAAGGGCGAGCAGCACGUGGGGCUGGUGUCCGCGACCCUCAACUCGCGCAUAAUGGAGGGCGCCUACCCCACCGCCUUCUCGCACUUCCGGCGCCUGCUGCUGGUGCGAGACAUGGAGGCGUACGCCGUGAAGCGCGGCUCGCUGCUCACCCCGUUGAUAGAAAAGGUGAUGGCGCACCUGAACGAGGCGGGGCUGAUCCGGCGCUGGCACGAGGAGACGCUGCGCAACGUGAUUGCGCUGUACGCGCUGUGCGAGGGCAACGCGUCGCUGGAGGCCGGCGUGCUGCCGCUGGAGGCCGACGAGGAGACGCGCCCGUUCGUGCUGUGGGACUUGGCCGUGGCGUUCGGCGCGCUGGCCGUGGGUGUGGCGCUAAGCGCCGUCGCGUUGGCGGCCGAAGCGGCAGGAGGCCGGCGCCGGCGCCGACGACAGCAGCUGGUGCAGCAGUGGCGCGCAUAGGCACCGCGUGUCAACUAUCUAGAAUAUCCUACAUAGAGCUGGCCGGGCUUAGUUUAAAUCCUCUUAGUCAGUGAUCUCAUGACCAAAUUCCAAUUCAUUAAAAACAAAAUUAUUUAAAAAAACAAAAUCAUAUUGAGUAUGGAGAAUGAGUUUAGAAACAAAAGGACAUGUUGCUUCUUGCAUUGAUUAUUGUUAUAGGAAUGGAAUCUAUUGAAAUGGAGUUGGAAUAGGAAGAAUGGAAUCCACGAAAUUGGAGUUAGAAUAACGGCAGAAAGUAAUUGUUAUUGCAAUAAGAAGCAAAGACAUCAUUAAUAAGGCGCUAAACUUGAAAAAUGAUAUAUUUGUGGUUUGAUUACUUCUGUGUUUACAGUUACAUGCAGAAAAUACUGUAGGUAUUGUGAAUAUUGUCCUAACCACUAAUAUAAUUUAAAUACAAAUAAACAAAAAGUCAACAAUACAGAA